Messenger RNA from Botrytis byssoidea, 1026 nucleotides. RefSeq lists its product as uncharacterized. The record is from RefSeq and is a predicted model, not a curated record. NCBI's taxonomy places the organism in Eukaryota, Fungi, Ascomycota, Leotiomycetes, Helotiales, Sclerotiniaceae. Gene Ontology annotation, biological process: vacuolar transport. The coding region runs from base 1 to 1026 and encodes 341 amino acids. The transcript has 3 exons.
AUGCGAUUCACAUCUUUACCCUCGGCCCUCCUGCUUGGACUCGCCUUGCACAUUGGAGUAGAAGGUGCAGGCUUGGAGGACAAGAAACCCAAGCCUGUUGACCCAUGUACUAUUUCAUCGACGACAGGGUCUUUUUUUGAUCUGAGACCAUUAUCGAUACAAGCCCCAGAAGAAGGGAAGAAACCUGCCAAAAACGCGAAGACAGACAGUUGGCACGCAAGAGGAUAUGAUUACAAAGGAAACUUUACACUGAACGUGUGCGCGCCAGUGGUAGAAGAGGUGAAGGAUUUUGUGGGAGUAGACAAAAACCAUUGGAAGAAUGUGAGCGCAUUUUAUGAAUAUGAUGGAAAGAAGUAUUCCGUAGGACAACAAUCAGGAAAUUUAACACUCCGCGGAAGAAAGCUUGUUGUAGAGUAUACGAAUGGAUCGCCAUGUGGAGGAAAGAACAAAAAAAGAAGUUGGGACGAUGACGAUGACGAUAAAUCCAUACGCCGGAAGUCUAGCAUAAUAUCUUUUCAUUGCGAAAAAGACCCACUCGCUACUGCAUCCGCCUCAUACGUAGGAACCGAUCCCGAAGAGUGCGCCUAUUUUUUUGAAGUGCGCUCACAAGCUGCUUGCGGAGGCUCCGAACCUGCCAAACAGACUGUAGGUCCGGGUGCUGUCUUCGCUAUCAUAGGAGUUAUUGCUAUACUGGUAUAUUUCCUCGGUGGUGUUUUCUAUCAACGAAAUGUCGCGCAUGCAAGAGGGUGGAGGCAAUUGCCCAAUUACAGCUUUUGGGCUAGCAUAGGAGAUUUCAUAAAGGACGUUUUCAUCAUCGCUACUUCAUCAUGCUCAAGAUGUUUACCAACUCAUAGGGGAUAUAACACCUUGAGUAUCUCUGCAAAUGGAAAUUGUGGAGAUGGAAGUAAUGGUAGAGGGAGUGGGAGGGAUAGAGGCGUUAGUGCAAAUGAAAGUGGGAGGAGAAACUCGGGGAGUGAGGAUGAAAACCGUUUGAUUGAUCAAUUGGAUGAGGAGUGGGAUGAUUAG